GUAAAAUUUCUUCUCUCGUCCGAGAUGGUGGAAGUGUUUUACUAAAUUUCUCGAGUUAUCAUUAUCACUAAAACAAGAUAGCUGAUAUCUGCAACAACAAUAAACUGCUGGUGCGGGUGUCAGUUAUCCUCCCCGCCAUUUGUGGCUUACAUUUAUCUCACACAGAUCGUCAACUUUCGAUCGGUCUAAAGUAGAAUUUGAGUCCUACUUUAGCAUUUUGGCGAAUUCCAAUCCUGUGACCCAUUGUGUGCUGCAAACAUGAGUGAGAGCUCGCCGGAUGGGAUGUCCUCGCCUCGGAAGGACUUCUUUUGUGGCGUUGUCGAAGGAUUCUACGGACGCCCUUGGACCACCGAGCAGAGGAAGGACCUGUUCCAGAAGCUCAAGAAAUGGAAUGCAGACAUGUAUGUCUACGCUCCAAAAGAUGACUACAAGCACAGAGCAUACUGGAGGGAGCUCUAUACAGUUGAGGAAGCGGAACACCUCACCUCACUCAUAUCUGCUGCGAAGGCGCAGGGCAUCACCUUCUGCUAUGCUCUGUCCCCGGGCCUUGAUAUUACAUACAGCAGUCAGAAAGAAAUCACUACUUUGAAGAGGAAACUUGAGCAGGUGUCUCAGUUCGGCUGCACAUGCUUCGCCCUGCUGUUUGACGACAUUGAGCCAGAGAUGACUGAAGCUGACAAGCAGAUCUUCCAGACCUUUGCUCAUGCUCAGGUGUCAAUAACAAACGAGACACACCAGCAUCUCGGCCGGCCUCGCUUCCUGCUGUGCCCCACGCAGUACUGCUCCACUCGCGCCGUGCCCACCGUCAGCAGCUCCGAGUACCUCACCACGCUGGGCACCAAGCUGGACAGGGCUGUCGACAUCAUGUGGACCGGUCCCAAGGUGAUCUCGAAGACUUUAACCCGCGAGUGCAUAUCCGAGAUCACGGCGGUGCUGCGCCGCGCGCCCGUCAUCUGGGAUAACCUGCACGCCAACGACUACGACCAGAAGCGGAUCUUUCUAGGUCCGUACUGUGGUCGCUCCCCUGAGUUGAUUCCACUACUCCGCGGUGUACUCACCAACCCGAACUGUGAAUACAACGCCAACCUCGUCGCCAUAUACACGCUGGCUCUGUGGGCGGGGUGUAGCCAGGACGCUCCUACGCAUAUGGACUCAGUAUCGUGGGACAUCAAGCUGGAGCGAGAGAGCGAGGAGGGAGUCUGCGAGGACGAGGCCCCUCUCACUCUGAACAAACACGUGUACCAUCCGCGGCAGGCGCUCAGGCUAGCUAUCGACGAAUGGCUUCCCGAGUUCUCCAUACCGAAGACCGCACAGGGACCCGUCAUCAAACCACAGCCGCCUAUUGUGCCCCCCGUGCCAAUCAUCCCAAUCGUUCCAUCAGUGAACACGUGCAUGACUCUCGUCUCAUGCUGUACCACUCUCAGUACGACCCAGGCUUGCAUACCGACCGUCAGCACCAGCCAACUGCAGGCGCUGCACCCGCCCACUGUAACGACAGCAAUGGAAGCAGUGAACCCAGUGUCCAACCCAGUCAUGAACUCAUUGGUAUCAGCAUCAACAGUGAUCCUGAACGACGCCAUCCCCAACCCAAUCAUACCGAUGGCCAGUUCGAAUAUAAACAUACCGGCCGAACUGCCCGUGUCAACGCUACCCGUGCCGAUAUUGGGACUUAAGACACUUCUGUUCAAGGCACACGACCAAGAGAACGGGGAUAAGUCUGACGAUACGAUGUCGGAUAAACCAGUCCAGAGUCCUGAAGGUAUCAGCGAUAGCCUCGUGAACGACAGUCUGGAGAGCCCCAGCUUCAUCGAGCAGAUGAACAAGAAAGAGAAGGCUGACAUGGACGACGGGGAUCAGAUUAUAGUGGACGAUGAGAAGGAGUUCGGCCAUAAUGGUGUCAUGAGUAUUGGUGAGACGCCCCCGAGGCUGAGUCCGUCGCGCGACGCCGCCGAGCCGCUCGACGCGGACGCGCCCAGCGACGUCAACAUGGCCGACGCCGUCAGCGAGAACGGGUCGAUGCAAGUGGAGCCGAGCCACAGCCCGCUCAGCACCGACAUGAUGGUGGAGGCGGCGGACGCGGCCGACACGCAAGACGACGCCCAAAUCGCCGAAUCCUCAACCGCCCUCACCACAGACGACCUAAUGCUUCUGUGCGAGCUGUUCUACCUGCCCUUCGAGCACGGGUCGCGCGCGCUGCGCCUGCUGCACGACUACCACUGGCUCGUGUCGCACCCGCCGCCGCCGCCGCGGAGCAAGCCAGAGACAUCCGAGUGGCGCCGCCGCCGCUACCGCUUUGCGUGGUGGGCGUGGCGAACGCGUCGACUCACUCGACGCCUGCAGCUGUGCGCAAACAAGGAACUAUGCGCAGAGUUGUAUCCUUAUUUAUGGGAAUUGUGCGCUGUGUUGACGCUACUGGAGGGCUUUGUGAAAUGGCUAGAGCUGGGGAAACUUCCACCCAACGCUAACCUCACGCCUCAAGGAACCUAUACAUGGUUCUCCAAAGGCUGGCGCGAAGCCUUCGAGAGCGGCGCUCAAGAGCCGUGGGUGUUCCGCGGCGGAGUAACCGCCGAGCUGCGGCGGCUGGUGCCCGUGGAGUCCAGCCCCGAGGCCGCGCGCGCCGCCCGCCCGCCCCCGCGCCUGCCGCCCAGCAUCGUGCCCUACGCGCCCAAACAUGAGCAAGCCGUGCGCGAGUUGUGCCACCUGACGUGCCGCGACGGCUCCGACUGCACGUCGCUGUUCCCCGCCGACCUGCAGGACCUGCCCGCCGACAGACUAAUAAUGCCGUUCCUGACCCUCUAUCCGGAGUACUGCAUGGUGGUAGAAGAGACCCUGGAGGACCCCCCCGCGCCCGACGCACCGCCCCCGGACGAACCUAAAGUUAUAGGCUACGCGGUAGCGGCGCCGGACGCCCGUGAGUUCUACCGGCGGCAGGAAGUCGCGUGGAUACCGGAGCUAUGCAACAAGUACCCUAAGAGCCUACUUGAACGGACCGACCUAUCUCCAGCAGCUAGGGAAUGCAUAACGGAGCUGCACCUCAACUCGCCGGUCCUGCCGCCGGCCGCCCUGCGCCAGCACCCCGCCCUCAUCCAGUGCAGCGUGGGCGGCGCCCAGCCGCGCCUGCUGGUGUGUCUACGCGCCGCGCUCGCUGCUAGCGGAGUGACGGGCGCGCACGUGUGCAUCAACGCCACAGACUCGCUGCUACACCAGUUCUACGGCAAGCUGGGCUUCACGGAGCUGGCCGCGGAGGGGCCGCGGGUCUACCUCGGUAUGUCGCACAUUCUAGCAUAAGCUAGUGGCGGCUCCAGCCAGGACCGUCAUUCGAGUGACGCUGCCCGACAAGAACCGCAAGAAGAUCGGAAGACGACGGAAGUAAAUAAAAUAAUAAAAGUAAAUCUAACAGAACGCUUGUCCCACUUCUGAUUACCACAGUGGGUUACAUAGUGGUGAGAAUAUACAUGUUUUCAAAUUCAAAAUUAGCUGAAGUCUGCGUUUUCCCACUUCUGAUUACAUCAUUUGGGGUUA
Plutella xylostella (diamondback moth) is the source of this 3522-nucleotide messenger RNA. The record is from RefSeq and is a predicted model, not a curated record. Lineage: Eukaryota; Metazoa; Arthropoda; Insecta; Lepidoptera; Plutellidae.